Diceros bicornis minor is the source of this 1333-nucleotide messenger RNA. It is a transcript of the gene PHF7, whose product is annotated as PHD finger protein 7. The record is from RefSeq and is a predicted model, not a curated record. The transcript is spliced from 10 exons. Gene Ontology annotation, cellular component: nucleus. Bases 182 to 1333 code for a protein of 383 amino acids. Lineage: Eukaryota; Metazoa; Chordata; Mammalia; Perissodactyla; Rhinocerotidae.
GGGCGGGUCCCCUUUAUUCUGUCACGUGGGUUGGAGGUGAAGUGCAUUGUUGCUUUGACCAUGUGGACCUUGAUAACCAAAUGUACAAUUAAGUUGCUGACUUGUUUAUAUUUAUAGCUGGCAGAGCCUGUAUUGUCCUCAUAAUAGUACAGAAGAAUUCAAGAUAGAAAGGCAGUAACGAAUGAAGACUGUAAAAGAAAAGAAGAAGGAAUGUCAAAGAUUGAGAAAAUCUGCCAAGACAAGGAGGGUAAUCCAGAGGAAGCCAUCUUUAGGGCCUGUUUGCCGGCUAUGCCUUCGAGAACCUGGGGAUCCCGAAAAAUUAGGGGAAUUUCUUCAGAAAGGUGAUCUCAGCGUGCAUUAUUUCUGUCUUAUCCUAUCUAGCAAGCUGCCUCAGAGGGGCCAGUCCAACAGAGGUUUCUAUGGAUUCCUGCCUGAAGACAUCAAAAAGGAGGCAGCCCGGGCUUCUAGGAAGAUCUGCUUUGUGUGCAAGAAAAAGGGAGCUGCCAUCAACUGCCAGAAGGAUCAGUGCGUCAGAAGCUUCCAUCUUCCUUGUGGCCAAGAAAGGGGUUGCCUUUCACAGUUUUUUGGAGAGUACAAAUCAUUUUGUGGAAAACAUCGCCCAAAACAGGACAUCCAACAGGAGAAUGUAGAGGAGGAAAGCUGCGUCUUGUGUUGUGAAAACUUAUCUCAAGCAAGUGUUGAAAACAUCCAGAGCCCAUGUUGUAGUCAGACUAUCUACCACCGCAAGUGCAUACAGAAAUAUGCCCACACAUCAGCAAAGCAUUUCUUCAAAUGUCCACAGUGUAACAAUCGAGAAGAGUUUCCUCAAGAAAUGCUAAGAAUGGGAAUUCAUAUUCCAGACAGAGAUGCUGCCUGGGAACUCGAGCCAGGGGCUUUCUCAGAUUUGUAUCAGCGCUAUCAGCAUUGUGAUGCCCCCAUCUGUCUGUAUGAACAAGGCAGAGACAGCUUUGAGGACGAAGGGAGGUGGUGCCUCAUUCUGUGUGCUACGUGUGGAUCCCACGGAACCCAUAAAGACUGCUCCUCUCUUAGAUCCAACAGUAAGAAAUGGGAGUGUGAAGAGUGUACACCUUCUGCUGAAGCCACAGACUACACACCUGAAAACUCAGGUGACAGCCCUUGCUGCAGCAGCACCUUGCAAUCCGGGGGGCAUUUCUGCAGAGACACCAGCCUGGAAGAGAAUCCAGGCCCUUCUUGGACUGAUUGGUCAGGACCUUCCUUAUUAGAAAAACCAGAGUCCUCUGGUGGCAGGAGGGGCCACUCCUGGCGGUCCAAGGGUGUCAAAAUCACUCAUUACUGCAAAAAAUCCAAGUAA